AUGUCCUCGCUAUCGACUCUCCUAGAUAUUCUGGACUCGGUCCGCGGCAAAAAAUACCUCAUUCUGGACCGGUGUUUGGCGACGCAGAUUUCGCUUUUGUGUCCGUUCUCAGUGCUGACUGAGCACGGCGUGGACAAAAUAUUCUGGCUGCAGGACGAGGAGUCGCUGCCAAGCAACGACGUGGCGGUUCUGAACGGCGCCAAGAUCGCCUACAUUGUUGCGUCACGUGACCCGCGCAGCGGGGCGAUGUUGGCCAAGCACCAGCGGUCGGUGGCGGCCAAUGUGGAGACCCACGUGAUCAGCGUUCCGCGGUCGCUUUCGUUGGAGGCUCUUCACCUCGAUGUGUUCUAUCAUUCGUGGGACAUUCCAUAUGUGGCAUUGGAUCCUGAUCUGUAUACGUUGGGGCUGGGAGUUGUGGAUCACGUGCCGCUGCUGACGCGGGAGGCGAAGCAGACGUUUCCGGGCGCGACUCCCGAUUAUGUCAGCGUGGAGCUGGCAUCGCGGGCUCUGUUUGCACUCCAGCAGCAGUUUGGGUUUGCGGGGCGGCUGUUAGCCCGCGGCAACGAGUCGUCGAUGAGUCAACAGAUCAUUCGGCAGCUGCAGCGGCUCAAGGACGAUUUCGAGGUCGAGGCCGCUACUUCCGGGUCACGUGAGGCGCAGUUUCUGCUGACCAACGACGCGCUGUUGGUUGGCGAAAAGGUGGAGCAGAUCAUUCUCAUUGAUCGCCAAGACGAUCCUCUGACGCCGCUUUUGAGUCAAUUGACCUAUUCUGGCCUUAUUGACGAGUUCUGGGGGCUUUCCGAGAACGGAAAAGUUGAAAUUGAAGAGUUGAUCCCAUCCCAGGUUACCGCAUCCUCGUCUUCUUCGGCCCCGGUGUCUCAAAUGUUUCUCAACGAUACCCUAUAUCGGGAUUUGCGAGACAUCAACUUUUCCUCGGUGGGGUCUCGUUUGAACGCCUGCGCCACCUCUUUGCAGUCCGACUAUGGCGAGAGACACAAGGCCAAGACGGUGAGUGAGAUCAAGUCGUUUGUGGGGCGUCUUUCCGGACUCACAGAUCUCCACACCAACCUCAAGCUCCACACCCAUCUGUCAGAGCUCAUUAUGAAACGGCUUCAGAAACCAGAGUUCAACCGGGUGUUGGAGAUCCAGCAGAACCUGGUCGCCGACUCAAUGGACUUGACCAAGUUGCACAACAUGUUGCAGGACUUGAUUGGAGGCAACGCCGAGCUCGACACGGUGCUCCGACUGCUCUCGAUCGAGUCUCUGGUGAACGGCGGUAUCAAGGAAAAGACCCUGACGUCCAUCAAGAAGGAAAUCUGCCAGACGUAUGGAUACCAACAUUUUCUCACAUUCCAGAAUCUCCAGAAAAUGGGACUGGUGGUCCCCAAACAAAACACCUCUUACUUUGGCUACAAUGCCAAAUCCCAGGACUUUGCGCUCUCCACCUUCUCGGCAAACUUCUCCGCGCUCUCCAAAUCUCUGGGCGUCAUCUCGGACCAACAACAGGAGGUGGAUGAGACCGAUAUCGCCUCCAGCUACUCGGGAUACGCGCCCAUUUCUGUUCGCACCGUCCAGUGCGUUGUAGACAAGAAAAGCGUAAUUUCCAGAGCAACAAAACAACAACUGGAGACGUACGAAAAGACGGGGGGCUGGGCAGGCGCGACGGAACUAUUGCCAGGACUGCCGCUCAUCGAUUACAGCUACACCGAUACCGCCAAGGACGGGAAAGAGGAAAACGAAAAGAAGGUGAAAAACUUUCUGUCCCGUGACUUUGUCAAGAAGAAGACGUUUGUGUUUUUUAUUGGCGGGGUCACGUGGGCCGAGAUUAGCGCUCUGAGACUGUUGGGCAAGAGUGUCAAGACGGAAUUGGUGGUGGUGGCCACGGGCGUGAUCAAUGGUAAUGACUUGGUCAAGCCGGCUUAUUAA
Molecule: messenger RNA, 1926 nt
Organism: Yarrowia lipolytica CLIB122
Lineage: Eukaryota; Fungi; Ascomycota; Dipodascomycetes; Dipodascales
Biological process (GO): intracellular protein transport; vesicle-mediated transport
Cellular component (GO): fungal-type vacuole; CORVET complex
Source: RefSeq, a predicted model, not a curated record